GUAUGUUUUGUGUCUGCAUAUACCUGCGCUUGAACGUGCUAAAUUCUGACACUUUUCUAUCUAAAGUUUUAGUCGGAAAUGGGGUGCAAAUGGCAAAUGAGUAGUUUGCUGCGAACAAGCUCUAAAAUGUUGUGAUGGUUGGUCUACUCUACAGGCUGUUCCGCACCAUUUGAAAAAAAUCACCGUGUCAGUUUCAUCUUUCUUAUGCAAAGUAGCUGUCUUUGAAGGCGGAUCUUUUGGCAGGUUAGCCCAGGACAGUUGCAACGACAAGCUCAAACGAGAAAUGCCACCAACCAGUCCAAACUGAAUAGGUCUGUCUCUGGAGUGGUUAGUUAGGAAUAGACCUCAACUCUGUUUUAGUUAAUUAGGUUACUACACCGUUUGCGUGGAUUUAUCGUACGCACUUAGGCUACACAAACGCUGUGCGAGAGGAAGAGCAAUUUAGUUGAGUUGGUAAAUGACAGACUGGUUCCAUUCGCGCUGCAGGACCUCAUUUUAAUGUCUAUGUGCAGGACAGAGACAGGAGGAUUCCGACCUGGCGUUGUUGAAACCGAGGAGUACUGUCCCUUAACGCACUUUUAGAAGCUCUGGAACGUUUGCUUGGAUCGGAACACGUUUAUCCAAUUAGAAAAAGAACCAAGGUAGACAAAAAAAAUUGUGCAACGGAAUAGGCACAACUACAGUAAAUGCAUUUAAUCUCUUAACAUGUUGGAUUUUUCUGGAACAAAUUGAUACACUUCAAAGCAUGGACAUUAUGGUAAGCGACCAUUAUUUUAAAAGAAAACGAUGUACACUUUUUUGUAAUUGUCUUUGGAGUUAAAUUGUAAUCAAAGGAAUUAGACUACACGUAAAAAGGGGAAACAAUGGUCUUUUCAUAGACAAUUGUGAGUUUUCAUCCACAGUUUUGCACAUUCAUAAAAAAAUAAGCUACACAAAGCUUUUUAGUAGGCCUUUCCUGUAUAGACGCAACUUCUGAUUUAUCGUAAGUGACAUUUUAUCUUAGAUUUUUUGCCACUAAAAGGUUCAAAGAGGAGAGACUAUGCAUUCCACUGCUAAACUGAGCCUUAUCAAUGUGCUACUGGUCUGUCUGAGUGGUGUCUGCUCAGCCAUUAGCUCCAUAGACCCAGACCGGCCAGGUGAAGGGAGAUGUCAACAGAUUGUCAUCCCCCUAUGUAAGGACAUUGGCUACAACAUGACAAGGAUGCCCAAUCUGAUGGGCCACGAGGACCAGAAUGAGGCAGCUAUCAAGCUACAUGAGUUUGCCCCUCUCAUAGGGUUUGGAUGCCACACUCACCUCAAGUUUUUUCUCUGUUCGCUGUAUGCACCUAUGUGCACGGAGCAGGUGUCCACCCCAAUCCCUGCCUGCAGAGUGAUGUGUGAGCAGGCCAGGCAAAAGUGCUCCCCUAUCAUGGAGCAGUUCAACUUCCGCUGGCCUGACUCCCUGGACUGCUCCAGACUACCUACUAAAAAUGACCCCAACAACCUCUGCAUGGAGGCCCCCAACAACGGCUCAGACGAGCCCCCCAAAGGCUCCCACACCCAGCGUCCUGACUUUAGGCUUCAGCGGCCCAUGAAGGAGACGGAGAGCAAGGAGACCUGCAGUAACCCAGGCAAGUUCCACUAUGUGCAGAAGAGUGAGUCCUGCGCCCCCAAGUGCUACCCCAAAGUGGAUGUGUACUGGAGUCAGGGAGAUAAGCAGUUCUCUCUGGUGUGGAUGGCUAUCUGGUCCAUCCUCUGCUUUAUCUCCAGCUCAUUCACUGUCCUCACCUUCCUCAUCGACCCCCAGCGAUUUAAAUACCCCGAGAGGCCUAUCAUCUUCCUCUCCAUGUCCUACUGUGUCUACUCUGUGGGCUACCUGGUCCGUCUGUUUGUGGGAGCAGACAGUAUCGCCUGUGACCGGGACAGUGGGGUCCAGUACAUCAUCCAGGAGGGACUGGAAAGCACGGGCUGCACCAUCGUCUUCCUCAUCCUCUACUACUUCGGCAUGGCCAGCUCCCUCUGGUGGGUCAUCCUCACACUCACCUGGUUCCUGGCUGCAGGGAAGAAGUGGGGCCACGAGGCCAUCGAGGCCAACAGCAGCUACUUCCACCUGGCAGCCUGGGCCAUCCCAGCCAUCAAGACCAUCAUGAUCCUGGUGAUGAGGAAGGUUGCGGGGGACGAGCUGACGGGGGUGUGCUACGUGGGCAGCAUGGACGUGAAAGCUCUCACAGGCUUCGUGCUCAUCCCACUCUCCUGCUACCUCAUCAUCGGCACCUCCUUCCUGCUGUCGGGCUUCGUGGCCCUGUUCCACAUCCGCAAGAUCAUGAAGACGGAGGGGGAGAACACGGAUAAACUGGAGAAGCUGAUGGUACGGAUCGGAGUGUUCUCCGUCCUCUACACUGUACCUGCCACCUGCGUUAUCGCCUGCUACUUCUACGAGAGGCUCAACAUGGACUACUGGAGGAGCCUGGCCGUGGAGCAGAGGUGUGUUGACAGCAGCAGGAACAAUGCAGAGUCUGAAGAGUGUGGUAUGAAGAGCUCCAUCCCGGCCGUGGAGAUCUUCAUGGUUAAGAUCUUCAUGCUGUUAGUGGUGGGCAUCACGAGUGGCAUGUGGAUCUGGACCUCAAAAACACUGCAGUCAUGGCAGAAUGUGUUUAGCAGGAAGCUGAAGAAGAGGACUAGGAGGAAGGCUGCCAGUGUGUUUACAAGCAGUGGGCCUUACAUCAAGCCUCACCCAGCACUGAAAGCGCACAACACAAAGUAUGAGCCUACCAGGCCCCCUCCUACAUGCGUAUGAGCUGGCGCUCUCACAGACAGUCUGCGAAACCAAAAUCCUUCUAAAGCCCUUACCUAAAACAGACUUUUUAAUCAGAGUGCCAACAAGAGACAACAAUGUUCAUAUUUAUUUUAAGUAUUUUUUUGUUAUCUUGAUCCAUCUCAAGCUACAAGGACAGCCUUUGUUUCAAAUAUCUGCUACUCCUGGAACCACUUAUCCAUUUAAGAACAUGAUAGAGGAAAAAAACUUUUUGUUUCCAAGACAAA
Molecule: messenger RNA, 3021 nt
Organism: Oncorhynchus tshawytscha (Chinook salmon)
Lineage: Eukaryota; Metazoa; Chordata; Actinopteri; Salmoniformes; Salmonidae
Gene: fzd10
Product: frizzled class receptor 10
Exons: 1
Coding region: 1040-2776 (578 amino acids)
Biological process (GO): non-canonical Wnt signaling pathway; canonical Wnt signaling pathway
Cellular component (GO): plasma membrane
Molecular function (GO): Wnt-protein binding; Wnt receptor activity
Source: RefSeq, a predicted model, not a curated record